AUGAGCAAUGUACCAGAAAAUGCACCUCAACAUUGUCCAGGCACACAAAGUGAAGAUGCCGGCAAAGCUUCAGCGUGUGCUGGGUGUCCCAAUCAAAAUAUUUGUUCAUCAGGCGUCCCAGCAGGACCUGAUCCUGCUAUUCAAUUAAUCAAGGAGCGUCUAUCAAAUGUAAAACAUAAAAUAUUGAUACUCUCCGGGAAAGGUGGUGUGGGCAAAAGUACUGUUACAUCACUGUUAGGACAUGCGUUAGCCGCCAGGAAACCAGAUGCUAAUGUUGGUAUCCUGGACGCAGACAUCUGUGGUCCCAGUCAGCCCCGAGUGCUCGGAGUCAGGGGAGAGCAGGUACACAACUCAGGAUCAGGAUGGUCUCCAGUGUAUGUUACCGACAAUCUGUCCGUGAUGUCGAUAGGUUUUCUGCUGGCUAGUCCAGACGAUGCAGUCAUAUGGAGAGGACCAAAGAAAAAUGGUAUGAUCAAACAAUUUUUAAGUGAAGUGGAUUGGGGAGAUUUGGACUACCUUCUAAUAGACACCCCGCCAGGUACAUCGGACGAGCACCUGUCCGCGGCGCAGUACCUGUCGGCGGCGGGUCUGUCGGGCGCGCUGGUGGUGACGACGCCGCAGGAGGUGGCGCUGCUGGACGUGCGCAAGGAGCUGCACUUCUGCCGCAAGCUGGGCCUGCCCGUCCUCGGCGUCCUCGAGAACAUGUCCGUCUUCGUGUGCCCCAACUGUAAUAGCCGCAGCGAGAUCUUCCCGGCGACGACGGGCGGCGCGCGCGCCAUGUGCGCGGAGCUGGGCGCGGCGCUGGUGGGGCGCCUCCCGCUCCACCCCGCCCUGGCGCGCGCCGCCGACACCGGCCGCGACCCCCUCGCCGACCUGCCCGCCUCGCCCGCCGUGCGCGCGCUGCACGACAUCGCCGACAAAAUCGUUGCCAUCUGCGAAAAAACGUCAAGCUGA
Molecule: messenger RNA, 954 nt
Organism: Arctia plantaginis
Lineage: Eukaryota; Metazoa; Arthropoda; Insecta; Lepidoptera; Erebidae
Source: the annotation of a GenBank genome assembly